AUGGACGAGAUAAUGGAAUUGCUUGAUUGUGUGGAACCAGGUAAAAGUAUUUAUUAUCAUUUCAAACGACCAACCUGGGAUUUAGAUUUUGGGUUGUAUGCUUUGGGUUGUGACGAAGAUAUAAACCACUUUAGGUCAUACGUGUAUGAACACAAGGUGAUAGAAGUGUAUACAGAGUUUUGGGAAACCAAGCUGCAUACGUAUCAAAUGUCCCCAAACCCUGCAAAGAUAAAGAUACACGAAAUUCCUGAGUCCCUUUGUCGUAAAAGCUUGUUAUUGACAUGGUCAAAUUCAGGGGAUUGUCCUAGUGAAGAAGCCCCUGUUUUUGAGAAUGUAGAAACUAUGGACGAACCCCCUAGUACAUUACUUGAAACAACCUUGGAACAACCCCUUGUUACAUUGAGUGAAACAGUUGAGUCAACCCCUGCCUAUAUACCAAGAAUUGAAAGCCCUUUGACUGAACCAAUGAUAGGAAGCACAUGUCCUAAUGUUGAUGGUUGGGAUGAUACAUUUGAAUGGUGUGAACCUUUUGGUGGGACUCCUAUGGAACAAGAUGAACCAAAUAGUGAAAAAGCAGGUGAAGACAGUCAAGCUAGUAAAGACAGUCAUGAUAGUGAUGACACUGAAGAUAGUGAAUACAGUCAAGAUAGUGAUUACAUAGUUGAUGAAGAUAAUUUGUUAGAUGAUCCAGAGGUUGAUAUGAAGAACUUUCACCUCAACAUUGACAAAGAGGUGGAGUGGGUUGGAAGUUUUCCUGAUGAUCGAGAUGAAGCAGUAGAAGGUGAUGAAGAAUUAGAGGUUAUAAACACUGAAGAAUUUGUAUCUGCAUCUUCAUCAGAUGAGGGUGAAGCUAGUAAAAAAAGGAAGAAGAUAAGAGAUUUACGAAGAGCACAUAAGAAUGAAGCAGCUGCUGUCAAAGAUCCAUUUUACAUCCACCAGACUUUUAGCACAGCCAAGGAAGUUAAACAACAAAUUUAUCUUCAUUCCAUACAGAGUAGAAGGGAGUUAGACUUCGUCAAGAAUGACAAAAAUAGGAUUAGAGUGGUUUGCAAAGGGACAAUACCAAACCUUGGGAUAUUAGAAACAGGUGGGACCAGCAAAAGUAAUGACAAAGUGGGACCAAGUCAAAAGAAAAAGAAAGUGAAAGAUGGUUCUAUUCAUAAAUGCCCAUGGGUCCUACUAAUUGUUGACACAGUGGAGGCAAACCCAGAAAUACCACUUAGAGCAUUACGUGAGAUGCUUGAGAAGAAAUACCAACUUGGAUUGUCAGACAUGAAAGUUCAUAGGGCAAAACGAAAGCCCUGGAAUCAAUUAGGGGAGAUUUUGCUGCUCACAGGGAAAAGAGAUUUACUAGGGCUUGAUGGUGCAUUCAUGAAGGGUCCAUACCAUGGUAUGAUCCUGACAGCAGUGGGUUUAGAUGGGAACAAUUGCACAUACCCUUUGGCAUAUGCAGUUGUUGAAGCAGAGAACUUUAAUUCAUGGACCUGGUUUUUAACUAACUUAGGAGAUGAUCUUGGUUUGUAUGCAAACUCCAACUUCACUUUCAUAUCAGAUAGACAGAAGGGGUUAUUGCCUGCACUUGAGAAACUUUUCCCAGCAGCAGAGCAUAGAUAUUGCCUAAGGCAUCUUCAUGAGAACAUGAAACGUAAAUGGAGGGGCAAGGAAUUCAAGGAUUGUCUUUGGAAAUGUGCAACAUGUACCACCAUACCACAAUUCAACAGUGCCAUGGAAGAACUAAAGAAACUUAACAGUGAAGCAUAUGACUGGCUUAAUUCUAUUCCACCUAAGCACUGGUCCAGAUCCCACUUCUCAGGGAGGGCACAUUGUGAUGCUUUGUUGAAUAAUAUGUGUGAGAGUUUGAAUAGCAAGAUAGUGAAGGGUCGUGAUAAGCCAAUUAUCAGUUGCUUGGAGUUUAUUAGGGAGUAUAUCAUGAGGAAAAUUGUCAUGGUUCAAAAAGAAAUUGAUAAAGCUAAUGGCCCAUUAACUCCUACAGCCACUAAGACCCUUGAAAAAAUUAAAGAAAGGGCAGUACAGUGUAGGGCAGUGUUCUGUGGCAAUGGGAAGUACCAGGUUACAAGUGAAGGUACUAAUCAGUAUGUGGUUAAUAUGGACCAACAAACUUGUUCAUGUAAUAGGUGGGAACUGACAGGCAUACCCUGCAAACAUAGUAUAGCAGCUAUAUGGGAUAUGAGGCUCAACAAUGAAAAUGUUGGAAUACCUGAGACAUGGGUACACCCAACUUAUUGGCUCAAGACUUGGAAAGAAAUGUAUGUCUUCAAAGUUGAACCUAUUAAUGGGAGGUUAUUGUGGGAAAAAAGCACAUGUCCUACCAAGUUGAUACCACCAAAGUAUCGUGUCCCUAUUGGCAGACCAAAAAAAAAGAGAAGAAGAUCUGCAACAGAAGAUGAUGGAGUGUCCACAAAAUGGAAAUCUGUAACAUGCACAAAAUGUGGAAAUGUGGGCCAUAAUGGAAGGACCUGCAAGGGACAAUCACAGACUGGGAAUGGAACAGGAGAAGGUGCAGCAGGGAAUACAACAGGAGAAGGUGCAGCAGGUAGCAGUGGUGGUGUACAAAAUGGAGUUGGGAACAAAGGAAAAAGCCCCAUGCUUUGAGAAUUUGUAGUUUGGUAUCAUGAUUACUUUGUUGUUAUGUUUUGUAUUUUGAUACUUUGUUGCUGUCUAGGAUAACUAUUUGUAUGCCA
This is a messenger RNA of Lactuca saligna, 2702 nucleotides long. The record is from the annotation of a GenBank genome assembly. Lineage: Eukaryota; Viridiplantae; Streptophyta; Magnoliopsida; Asterales; Asteraceae.